Linderina pennispora is the source of this 1011-nucleotide messenger RNA. Its product is annotated as flavo protein WrbA. Gene Ontology annotation, molecular function: NAD(P)H dehydrogenase (quinone) activity; FMN binding. The record is from RefSeq and is a predicted model, not a curated record. Bases 352 to 960 code for a protein of 202 amino acids. The transcript has a single exon. NCBI's taxonomy places the organism in Eukaryota, Fungi, Kickxellomycota, Kickxellomycetes, Kickxellales, Kickxellaceae.
CCACACGUGUGGGACUGAGGGCCGAGGUGGGUUGGAAAAUGGCAUGCCCUGGCGAGAAAAUUAGCGAGGAUACACGGGAUUGGCCGAGUAUAUGCACACUAUACACCGAUUGCCUGUUAGUAAUCUCGCUUCGCCCGCUUAAUAAUUCCCUGCCUGCCACUGACUAAUUGUUCACAAGGGGGGCUUUGGCAGAUGUCGACAUUGCAGAUGUGCAUGUCGCCCUACUUCGCAUCCCUCACCCUCAUCCGAGCCUGCCUGGAAACAAGUAUUUAAACGGGACCACCUCCCAGCAUCACUCCACUUCCUUUGUCACACAAACUCAAUACCACAUCUUUAGUCUCCAAACUUGAAAUGGCUCUCCCCAAGGUUUUCAUCAUCUACUACUCGACCUACGGCCACGUCCGCAAGCUCAGCGAGUCCAUCAAGCAGGGUCUCGAUAACACCGGCCUGGUCACCACCGAGAUCUACCAGGUUGCUGAGACGCUCUCUGACGAGAUUCUGGGCAAGAUGGGCGCUCCGCCCAAGGCCGACCACCCGGUGAUCACCGCCGCGAAGCUGGCCGAGGCUGACGGCUUCCUGUUCGGUAUCCCGACGCGCUACGGUACCGCGGCCGCCCAGAUCAAGUCGUUCUUCGACUCGACCGGCCAGCUGUGGGCCAAGGGCGCCCUGCAGGGCAAGGCCGGAGGCUUCUUCUUCUCCACUGCCUCGCAGCAUGGUGGCCAGGAGACCACGGCCAUGACGUUCCUGCCCAACUUUGCCCACCACGGCAUCAUUUACGUGCCGCUGGGAUACAAGAACCCGAACCUGCACAUCAACACCGAGGUCGUCGGUGGCUCGCCGUGGGGCGCCGGCACCGUUGCUAAUGGUGAUGGCUCGCGCCAGCCGUCCGAGCUCGAGCUUGAGAUUGCUGUCACCCAGGGCGAGGAGUUCGCUAAGGUUAUCGCCAAGCUCGCUGCUUAACUUGUUUAGUUAUCUCCAAUAUACUAUUGCCUCCAUUACGCGACAUAGAUA